GGGGUUCUACAAAGAAGCAUCGUUGAAAAAAAUCUGUGUGUUCAUUUUGAGCCUUGACGAGGAAGAAGAAGAAGAAGAAGAAGAAGAAACAAGGUGGUGGGGUUGUUGUUGUUGAGAAAGAGCAACAAUGGAGGGAAAUGAUAUAUACAGAGCAAGUAAUAGUUUAAGAGCAAGAAGUUCAACAGUUUGGAGAAACAGUGGCGUUGAGGUAUUCUCACGGUCAUCGCGUGAAGAGAACGACGAAGAAGCUCUGAAAUGGGCUGCACUUGAAAAGCUUCCCACUUACAACCGUCUCAGGAAAGGGUUGUUGACCGCUUCACAUGGAGCCGCCAAUGAAAUCGAUGUCACUGAUAUUGGUUUUCAAGAGAGACAGAAACUGCUUGAGAGGUUGGUCAAAGUAGCUGAAGAGGACAAUGAGAAGUUCUUGCUGAAGCUCAAAGAACGAGUUGAUAGAGUUGGGCUUGAUAUUCCAACAAUUGAAGUUCGAUAUGAGCACCUCAAUAUUGAGGCUGAGGCUUUUGUCGGAAGCAGAUCUUUGCCCACUUUCAUCAACUCUGCUACUAACGUUAUUGAGAGUUUGCUGAAUCUGCUCCAUAUCAUCCCGAGCAAAAAGAAACAUGUCACUAUUCUUAAAGAUGUCAGCGGCAUCGUCAAACCUCGCAGGAUGACACUGCUCUUGGGUCCUCCAGGUUCAGGAAAGACCACACUCCUUUUGGCUUUGUCAGGAAAACUUGAUUCAAGUCUUCAGGUAUCUGGGAGAAUGACUUAUAAUGGGCAUGAAAUGAACGAGUUUGUACCUCAGAGAACUGCUGCUUACAUCAGCCAGCAUGAUGUUCAUAUUGGAGAAAUGACUGUGAGGGAAACCUUGGCUUUCUCAGCAAGGUGCCAAGGAGUCGGAUCACGUUAUGACAUGUUAUCUGAGUUGUCAAGAAGAGAGAAAGCAGCUAAUAUCAAGCCUGAUGCUGAUAUUGAUUUCUACAUGAAGGCAACUGCAACUGCAGGCCAGGAGUCAAGCAUAGUAACCGAUUACACACUAAAGAUUUUGGGGUUGGAUAUAUGUGCUGAUACUAUGGUGGGGGAUGAAAUGUUGCGUGGGAUCUCUGGUGGACAAAGGAAGCGUGUUACCACAGGAGAGAUGCUUGUUGGACCAGCUAAUGCUCUAUUCAUGGAUGAAAUCUCAACUGGGUUGGACAGUUCCACUACUUUUCAGAUAGUGAGCUCUCUGAGGCAAUAUGUUCACAUUCUUAAUGGAACUGCACUUAUAUCACUGCUCCAGCCAGCACCUGAGACUUAUGAUCUUUUUGAUGACAUUAUCUUAAUCUCUGAUGGCCAAAUUGUGUACCAAGGACCUCGUGAAUAUGUUCUUGAUUUUUUCGAAUCUAUGGGUUUCAAAUGUCCUGAGAGGAAAGGUGUUGCUGACUUCCUUCAAGAAGUUACUUCGAAAAAGGACCAAGCACAGUAUUGGGCACGCAGAGAUGAACCUUACAGAUUUGUAACCGUAACUCAAUUUGCUGAGGCAUUUCAAUCAUUCCAUAUUGGUAGGAGACUUGGAGAUGAGCUUGCAGUUCCAUUUGAUAAGUCUAAGAACCACCCAGCUGCAUUAACCACUGAAAAGUAUGGUAUUAACAAGAAGGAGCUCUUAAAGGCUAACUUCGCAAGAGAGUAUUUGCUUAUGAAAAGGAAUUCAUUUGUUUACAUCUUCAAGCUAUGCCAGCUUACCGUCAUGGCAUUAAUAGCAUUGACACUGUUUCUACGAACUGAGAUGCAUCGUAAUAAUCAGGAUGAUGCCGGUGUUUAUGCUGGUGCUCUCUUUUUUACAUUAGUAACUGUUAUGUUUAAUGGAAUGGCUGAGAUUUCUAUGACCAUUGCUAAGCUUCCUGUAUUCUACAAGCAACGGGACCUUCUAUUUUAUCCCUCAUGGGCAUAUGCUAUUCCUUCAUGGAUUCUCAAGAUUCCCGUCACAUUAGUGGAAGUUGCUGUUUGGGUAUUUCUAACCUACUAUUGUAUAGGAUUUGAUCCAAAUGUUGGAAGGUUCUUCAAGCAGUACCUUGUGCUAUUAUUUAUCAGUCAGAUGGCUUCUGGAUUAUUCCGAGCCAUUGCAGCACUUGGUAGAAACAUGAUUGUCGCUAACACAUUUGGGUCCUUUGCUGUUCUCACUUUUCUUUCAUUGGGUGGCUUCAUUCUCUCAAGAAAGGAUAUCAAAAGCUGGUGGAUUUGGGGUUACUGGAUUUCACCUUUAAUGUAUGGGCAACAUGCUUUAAUGGUCAAUGAAUAUCUCGGGAACAAUUGGCACAACUCUACCUACGAUUUAGGAGCUGUAUUUCUGGAUACCCGUGGAUUCUUCACAGAUGCAUAUUGGUAUUGGUUAGGCCUUGGGGCAUCGGUUGGAUUUGUGUUCCUUUUCAACGCUUUGUUUGGUCUGGCUCUUGAGGUCCUCGGCCCAUUUGAAAAGCCACAAGCAAAUAUAACUGAAGAAUCAGAUGACAGAACCGUAGAAGAAGUUGAAUUACCACGCAUACGUGAGCUAUCUUGCUUAUAUCAUUCUUUAACACUCAUUGGCAAAAAAAGUUCAGGAAGAGGUGAUUCUGUUGUUGAGUCAAGCAACGGAAAGAAAAAAGGAAUGGUUCUUCCUUUUGAACCACAUUCUAUCACAUUUGACGAUAUCAUAUACUCUGUUGACAUGCCACAGGAAAUGAAAGAACAAGGUGUACAAGAGGACAAAUUAGUGCUUUUGAAGGGUGUCAGCGGUGCAUUCAGGCCAGGUGUUCUCACAGCUUUGAUGGGUGUGAGUGGAGCUGGCAAGACUACUCUGAUGGAUGUUCUGGCUGGUAGGAAAACCGGUGGAUAUAUUGAAGGAACCAUAAAAGUUUCUGGGUACCCUAAGAAGCAAGAAACAUUUGCUCGAAUCUCUGGUUACUGUGAGCAGAAUGAUAUCCACUCACCUCAUGUUACAGUUUACGAGUCCUUGCUCUACUCAGCAUGGCUUCGUUUACCUUCAGGAGUUGAUUCCAGUACCAGAAAGAUGUUCAUUGAGGAAGUGAUGGAACUGGUGGAGCUUACAACAUUGAGGAACUCGUUGGUUGGUUUGCCAGGUGUGAGUGGUCUCUCUACUGAACAGCGCAAGAGGCUCACUAUUGCAGUUGAAUUAGUGGCUAAUCCUUCCAUAAUCUUCAUGGAUGAGCCUACUUCUGGGUUAGAUGCGAGAGCUGCUGCCAUUGUUAUGAGAACUGUGAGGAACACUGUGGACACAGGAAGAACUGUUGUUUGCACCAUCCAUCAGCCUAGCAUUGAUAUAUUUGAAGCUUUUGAUGAGUUAUUCUUGAUGAAGCGUGGAGGACAAGAAAUAUAUGUUGGGCCACUUGGUCGUCAUUCUACCCAUUUGAUCAAGUAUUUCGAGAGCAUUGAGGGUGUGAGUAAAAUCAAAGACGGAUAUAACCCAGCAACAUGGAUGUUGGAAGUUACAUCUACUGCACAAGAACUCAAUUUAGGUGUUGAUUUUACUGACCUAUACAAGAAUUCUGAUCUAUAUAGGAGAAACAAGCAGCUUAUACAAGAACUGGGCCAACCUGCUCCUGGUUCAAAGGAUCUUCAUUUCCCUACUCAAUUCUCACAGUCAUUCUGGGUCCAAUGCCAGGCUUGCUUGUGGAAACAGCGUUAUUCAUACUGGCGCAAUCCACCAUACACUGCUGUGAGAUAUUUCUUCACUACUUUCAUAGCCUUGAUGUUUGGAACAAUGUUCUGGGACCUCGGAGGCAAACACUCAAAUAGACAAGACCUGUUGAAUGCGGUGGGUUCAAUGUCGACCGCUGCUCUCUUCCUUGGGGUACAGAAUUCUUCAUCAGUACAGCCAGUGGUAGCAGUUGAAAGAACUGUGUUUUAUAGAGAAAAAGCUGCUGGAAUGUAUUCUGCCUUACCCUAUGCAUUUUCACAGAUUCUAGUAGAGUUGCCUUAUAUUUUUGCUCAAGCAGUGACAUAUGGACUCAUAGUUUAUGCUAUGAUGGGAUUUGACUGGACUGCAGAGAAAUUCUUUUGGUUUCUAUAUUUCAUGUUCUUCACAUUGUGCUACUUCACGUUCUACGGCAUGAUGUCCGUGGCAGUGACACCAAAUCACCAUGUUGCUUCCAUUGUGGCUGCUGCAUUUUAUGCAAUUUGGAAUCUCUUCUCAGGAUUUAUCGUCGCAAGACCAAGCAUCCCAGUGUGGUGGAGAUGGUACUAUUGGGCAUGUCCGGUGGCAUGGACAAUAUAUGGAUUGAUUGCAUCUCAGUUUGGAGAUAUAACUACAGGAAUGGAAUCUGAAAAUGGAAAGUCUGUGAAAGCUUUCCUUGAAGAAUUUUAUGGUUUCAAACAUGACUUCAUUGGAGUUUGUGCAGUUGUCGUUCCUGGCAUCGCCCUUCUCUUUGCUUUUACUUUUGCUGUUGCAAUCAAGGCUUUCAACUUCCAAAAGAGAUAG
This is a messenger RNA of Gastrolobium bilobum, 4450 nucleotides long. Its product is annotated as pleiotropic drug resistance protein 1-like. The transcript has 21 exons. The record is from RefSeq and is a predicted model, not a curated record. Gene Ontology annotation, molecular function: ATP hydrolysis activity; ABC-type transporter activity; ATP binding. NCBI's taxonomy places the organism in Eukaryota, Viridiplantae, Streptophyta, Magnoliopsida, Fabales, Fabaceae. Gene Ontology annotation, cellular component: membrane. The coding region runs from base 128 to 4450 and encodes 1440 amino acids.